CGCGCGCAGCCCGGUCACGUGGUCUCGGCGGCGAGCGGGGCCUGAGCGGAGCCAUGGAGGGGCCAGGCCGAGGUGUGAAGGACGACUCCUUCAGCGUGCUGGACCUGGCGGAGUACACCAAGAACCGGCCGUGGUGGCGCAAGGUCUUCACCCCCAGCUCGGGCUCCAGUGCCGAGAAGUACAACGUGGCCACGCAGCUGGUGAUUGGAGGGGUCACAGGAUGGUGUACUGGAUUCAUCUUCCAGAAAGUUGGGAAGCUGGCAGCAACAGCAGUGGGAGGUGGCUUUUUCCUACUUCAGAUUGCAAACCACACAGGGUACAUCAAAGUGGACUGGAAGCUGGUGGAACGAGAUGUGAACAAAGCCAAGCAGCAGCUGAAGCUUCACAGCAGUGGGAACAGAGUGUCUCCAGAGGUGAAAAGCAAAGUGGAUGAGGUGAUCAUCUUUCUGAAGAAGAAUGUUAUCCUGACUGGAGGCUUUGCUGGAGGGUUCCUGCUGGGCAUGGCAUCCUAGAAACUCUCUGGACUCUCAGGGUGCUGGAAUCAGGCUGAAAGCUUCUGCCUCUGGUGUAUCAUUGUCAUUCUUUUCUCCACCAAGAUGACCAGACCCAGAUUUUCUGAUGAGUUGCAGCCUCUUAAACACGUAGUGGCAGAGAAACCUCUUCAAUGUGCUUCUUCCCAGGUGCUCAGGGCUGCUCCAUGUCCAUUUGUCUGAUGGCAUAUGUUUACCACAGCUGUCACCACUAUUUAGCUUGCACUUGUCCUGCUCUCCAGCAGCUGGAGAGCCUGUGCUUCCCUCUGCACAGAGAUGGUGUGUGCAAUCCAUAAUGGGCUUCUUUGUCCUGGGGUGGAUGCAGAAGCUUGGGCUGGAUUCAGGUCAGGUGGAUAAGGAGCAGGUUGAUGCUGUGUGUGCUGCUGGGGCUUCUCCUGCCAUUGCACUGCAUGUGGGUGGCUGUUUGGCUUCUCCCCUGCUGUUCCUUCCACACCUCCCUGCAGCUGCCACACUGGCAGUGCUGAUUCAAAGUGAGCACCCUGGAUGGCUCCCCAGGCCCUUUGCUCCUCGUGUGUUUGAAAAGUCACACUGCAGAGCACCUUGCUGCCUGUUAGCUGGCUGCUCAGCCUCUGGGAUGUGCUGAGGUGCUCCUGUGGCGGGCAGGCAGCCAGUGUGGCAGCCCUGUCUGUGCCAGGCCAGCUGCCACGAGCACUGAGCCACACUGUAAAUCACCUUGGGCCUCAGGCUGGAUGUUUCUAGGUCCACCAUGGCCUUCUCUGUCUGCAUUGGUGUUGGUGAUGCUCUUAGAGCUGUAACCAUGUGGGACAGGACUGCAGGCAGGAUGUGUGCAUCCCUUUUAAUGGUACUUUGUGCUGCUCCAGGCUACCUGCUGCCAGCACUGCUGGAGUGGUGGCAGGGAAGGAUGUGAAAUGUGGAGUGCAAUCCUUUACCUGCCUCUGCAGAGCACAAACUCCACCUCCCUGGUCUCUGAAAGCAACUGAAAUGGCAAAACCAGGUUGUGCUCUUGUGGGAGUCUCUCAUUUUCAUACUUCUAUGCCUUUUGGUUAUGUUCCUUCCUUCCUUGCAUCUACCCAUUUCCACAAAGCAAGCUGCCUGCUGAAUUCCAUCAGCUGCAACCCAGACACAGAGCUCAGCUGGUUUUGGACAGUGUGUCCCAGUGCAGUUGUGUGCAGAGGUGAACUCUAACCUCCAGGAUUGAAUCACAGCACCACAGAUGCCUUGGAGGUGUUCUGCAUUGCCUGUGCUGGGCUGGCACUGCUGCAGGGACUUGCAUGAUGGCACAGGGAUGUCCUCCAGCAGGUCCCCAGAGGAGUUCUAGCCAGGAAUGCUUUUUGUUUCUAAUGUGGGUCUCCUUCAGUGGGAGACAUGUCAGGGUGACAGAGACAGUGUCUGGCUCAGCAGCUGCACCCUGUCUCCAGUGCUGUGUGUGAUGCCUUUCUAUCAAUCUGCUGCUGCUCUCACUGUGGUUGGGGACAGGGGUGUUCCCCUGAGAGCUGCUGGAACAGUGGGCUCUUCCACCUUCUUUUGGCAUCUGCACCUGCAGUUGUUCAUUUUGUGUCAGCUCUGUUGCUGGAAGCCUCAGUGUGAGCAACACUUGGCUUUAACUGAGGUUUUCUCACCUUCAGGGUCUUACAGUGAGGCUGGAGGUAACCAGGAGCCAGAAGUUGGUGUCUUGUUGGUUCCUUUGCUCCAUAGAUGGCCAAGGAGAAUGAAGGAGCAGCUGGGCUCAUCUCCUUUUGAUGAUGCUCUUCCUAAAGCUAUCCAGGACUGCAGGAAUGAUGUGGUGCAGCAAAGGGCUGUGCAGUAAAGGGGUGUUUGGGAGUGGAGUCACAGGUGAUGGUGGUGGCUCAUGGCUUGGUUGGGUGUUUUGUAGGACCCCUGCAAGGCUGAAGGUGCAGGAAUUGAUCCAUUUGUAGUGCAGAGGAGCUCCUGUUGCUGUAGGAAGCCAGUGUUGCUGCCCCUCUGCCUCCUGCUGCCUCACACAACGUCUUCUGAGAUGCACUAACCCCUGUGAAGCUUUCUCCAGCCACAACACUCAUCUGCAGACCUUAGCAAUGCUUUGCAGGCUCAAUAAGUGACUUCUGCCCAGCCCCAGGGAAGGUGGAACUGGCUUCAACUCCACAAGGUCUCAGCUUGCUGCUAUGGAGAGAAACGGCCCAGAGAGGGAGCUGAACCUCCUCACUUGCUGCUGGAAGGGGAAACAGGGAUUUCAUGCUGUAUGUGAUGGGAGUGCAGGCAGGGAAUGGACAGCAGGAUCCUGCUGUGUGCCAGUGCCAGGCUCGUGCCUGUGGGCACACACUCUGAUGCUGAAUCAAGCUCUGUGGGGAUUGUUGCAGGUGCCAAGGUGAGGUGCUUCCCCCCACCCCUUCCCUGCUCUGCUUGUGGCAGCUGUUGCAGUGUGAGGAGGUUUCAGACACACUGAGCUUUUACAGUGGUUUUAUAUAUUGUAUGGAAAUGCUUGAAGUGAUCUUUUAUUAAACAGUUUUGCUCUAA
This is a messenger RNA of Colius striatus (speckled mousebird), 3005 nucleotides long. RefSeq names its product FUN14 domain containing 2 (gene FUNDC2). The transcript has 5 exons. The record is from RefSeq and is a predicted model, not a curated record. The coding region runs from base 54 to 512 and encodes 152 amino acids. Lineage: Eukaryota; Metazoa; Chordata; Aves; Coliiformes; Coliidae. Gene Ontology annotation, biological process: autophagy of mitochondrion. Gene Ontology annotation, cellular component: mitochondrial outer membrane.